Messenger RNA from Gossypium arboreum, 678 nucleotides. RefSeq names its product E3 ubiquitin-protein ligase MPSR1-like. The coding region runs from base 198 to 677 and encodes 159 amino acids. Gene Ontology annotation, biological process: protein ubiquitination. The record is from RefSeq and is a predicted model, not a curated record. Gene Ontology annotation, molecular function: ubiquitin protein ligase activity. The transcript has a single exon. Gene Ontology annotation, cellular component: cytoplasm. NCBI's taxonomy places the organism in Eukaryota, Viridiplantae, Streptophyta, Magnoliopsida, Malvales, Malvaceae.
AUAAAAUAGAAACUUCUGGAAGUUGCUUAACGAAAUCCCAUUGGACUUCAUCAUCAACACCCUGGAAUCUACAUUCUUUUCCCAAAUUUCCUCCAUAAAAUAUCUUCUUUUCCCUUUCAAUUAUUAUUCAAUUCUAAAAGUUCUCUUUUCAAUUUUCCUAAACUUGUUUGAACUUCCUUUGAUUUUCAUACAGUAACAUGGCGGAUACUCAUGCCCAAACCCGACAGCCUCGCCAACUUGUUUACGUAGUUUUCCAAAUUGGCAAUGGUGAAGCCGUCGGUGAUAAUAAACCUGGGCCAGUGCCAGCUUCCAAGGCUUCUAUAGAAGCAAUGCCAAGGAUAAAAGUGGAAGAGACUGGUAAAGAUUGUUGUAUUUGUUUGGAAGAAUUUGAAGUUGAUGAAGAAGGAAGGGAGAUGCCAUGUAAGCAUGUGUUUCAUUCAGGUUGUAUUGAGAAGUGGUUGGAGAUCCAUGGGACUUGCCCGAUUUGUCGAUUUUUGAUGCCAACUGAGACGGCUGAAAACGAAGGCGACGACAGUGAUGGUGGUCACCGAAGAUUGGAAGGUGGGGAAAUUAAUGGUUUGGAAUAUUUACAUUCGGCUUUAGCAUUUGCGAGCUUGGCUAAUAUGAUGGGUAUGGCGGAUUUGGGUUGGGGUUCCAAUCAACCUGGUUCAGGUUGAG